AUGGACGUCGCCCUCGAGAUCCUCGAUCCCCUCGUCCUGGACAAGGCUUACGCCUACUUCGUCCCCGCGCCCACGACGGCUUUCAACGCGACCGGCGCCGACUUCGACUCGUCCACGAUCGCCCUGUCGCCCCUCUCCUACGGCUCUGCCUGGCCGCGCGACAGCAUCCUGCGCCAGUGCAUCUCGCUCCUCGUCAUCACCCAGAUCGGCGCCUCGCUGCUCUACUGGGUCUUCAGCGCCCUCUCCUACUACCUCAUCUUCGACCGCCGCCUCGAGUACCACCCGCGCUUCCUCAAGAACCAGAUCCGCCAGGAGAUCAUCUCUUCCAUGAAGGCCGUGCCCGUCAUCGACGUCCUGACUCUGCCUUUCUUCCUCGCUGAGGUCCGCGGCAAGAGCCUGCUCUACGCCCGCGUCGAAGAUUACGGCCUCUGGUGGAUGGGCGUCUCGGCCCUGCUGUUCAUGGUCUGGAACGACAUUACCAUCUACUGGAUUCACCGCCUCGAGCACCACCCCUCCGUCUACAAGUACAUUCACAAGCCACACCACAAGUGGAUUGUGCCGACGCCCUGGGCCGCCCUCGCCUUCCAUCCUCUCGACGGCUUCGUCCAGUCCCUGCCAUACCACGUCUUCGUCUUCAUCUGCCCCGUGCAGAAGUACCUCUAUCUGUGUCUCUUCGUGCUCGUCCAGAUCUGGACCAUCCUCAUUCAUGACGGCGACAUGAUCUCCGGCCACUGGCUCGAAAAGUACAUCAACAGCCCGGCCCACCACACCCUGCACCACAUGUACUUCACCGUCAACUACGGCCAGUAUUUCACCUGGGCCGACAACUACUUCGACUCCCACCGCGCGCCCCAGCCUGAGCUCGACCCCCUCCACGAUGCCCUCAAGGUGAUGCGCGAAAAGGGCCUAGUGGAUGAGAAGGGCAACCCCAUCCCACAGGAUAAGAAGAAGGACCAGUGA
This is a messenger RNA of Colletotrichum higginsianum IMI 349063, 960 nucleotides long. RefSeq names its product Fatty acid hydroxylase. The transcript has 3 exons. The coding region runs from base 1 to 960 and encodes 319 amino acids. NCBI's taxonomy places the organism in Eukaryota, Fungi, Ascomycota, Sordariomycetes, Glomerellales, Glomerellaceae. Gene Ontology annotation, molecular function: iron ion binding; oxidoreductase activity. The record is from RefSeq and is a predicted model, not a curated record. Gene Ontology annotation, biological process: lipid biosynthetic process.